Molecule: messenger RNA, 612 nt
Organism: Salpingoeca rosetta
Lineage: Eukaryota; Choanoflagellata; Craspedida; Salpingoecidae
Exons: 2
Coding region: 1-612 (203 amino acids)
Source: RefSeq, a predicted model, not a curated record
AUGUCCAAAGGUUCGGAACCAGUUGGCGGGAAACUUCUGAACACAUUGAUGUACGCACGAACCAAGAUACCAACCGUCAUCAUGGGCGCCAACCAAGCUGAUGCCACCACCACUACCGAGGAGGCCGUUGCUGCGGAGGUCACAGACAAGCAGGAAGAGGCUGCUGCACCCGCCGUGACCGACGACGACAAGACGGAGGAGGCAACCGACGACGACAACAAGGAGAACGUGGAGGCCAAGAAGGAGGACGAGGACAAGACCGAGGAGGCUGACGAGGCCGAGGACAAGAAGGACGAAGACAAGAAGGGCGAGGACAAGACGGAAGAGGACAAGACCGAGGAGGACAAGACCGACGAAGCUGACGAGGCUGAGGACAAGAAGGACGAAGACAAGACAGAGGAGGCUGAGGACAAGAAGGACGAAGACAAGACAGAGGAGGCUGACGAGGCUGAGAACAAGAAGGACGAAGACAAGAAGACCGACGAGGACAAGAUGGACGAGGAGAAGGACAGCGAGAAGAACAAGGCUGACGCCGAAACCAAGCCCGAGUCCCCCAAGCGUGAGGCAGAGGAAGACACUGAGGCGAGCAAGAAGGCCAAAACAGAGGAGUAA